Podarcis raffonei (Aeolian wall lizard) is the source of this 4664-nucleotide messenger RNA. RefSeq names its product ventricular zone expressed PH domain containing 1 (gene VEPH1). The record is from RefSeq and is a predicted model, not a curated record. Gene Ontology annotation, biological process: regulation of signal transduction. NCBI's taxonomy places the organism in Eukaryota, Metazoa, Chordata, Lepidosauria, Squamata, Lacertidae. The coding region runs from base 395 to 2896 and encodes 833 amino acids. Gene Ontology annotation, cellular component: plasma membrane. Gene Ontology annotation, molecular function: phosphatidylinositol-5-phosphate binding. The transcript is spliced from 14 exons.
GCCCUUGGUAACUUUUUAAGGCUGCUUUAGGCUGCAUUCCUCAAAUUCUUUAUUCGUGGCCCUGUAAUUAACAGCUUCAGGUUCACUGCGUGAACAGUAGAUUCCAUAACUUUCCACUUGUUGUGCCCUUGGAUGCUGGACUGUUGCAACAAACAGACAAAGCUGCACAUCAACCCUGAUUCUCAAAAUACGCAACUUUGCCGCUGCAAAAAAAAAAAAAAGAGAGAGAGAGAGAAACCAAAAAGCCCUACCUGUGGAUGCUGUUCUGGAGUCAUGUUCAGAUUAUGGCAGUAGAGGUCCAAAAAUAUGUGAAAAAGAAUCCUAUGUGUGGGAGAGGGACACCUUCUUGAUGAUGGAUUAUUGACUGAAGCACGUUCUGGCUGAACAAUCAACUAUGCACCAUCUCUUUGGACUCGUUUUGGGACAAAAGGAUCUUUCACGUGCAGGGGACCUCUUCUCCUUAGACAAUGCUGAAAUAGAAGGAUGUCUGUCAGAAGCUCUCGAGCAAAUAAAAACUAUUAGUUCAUCUCCAGACUACCAAACGAAUGACAACGACCAGGCAGUUGUGGAGAUCUGUAUCACUCGAAUCACAACGGCCAUCAGGGAAACAGAAUCCAUAGAGAAACAUGGGAAAGCCCUUGUUGCACUCUGGGACUCUUGCUUAGAGCACAAUCUGAAACCUUCAGGGAAAGAUGAAGAUACACCACAUGCAAAGAUUGCUUCUGAUAUUAUGAGCUGCAUUUUGCAGAAUUAUAACCGUCCUCCCAUCAUGGCAUUGGCUGUCCCCGUCGCAGUCAAGUUUCUGCAGAGGGGCAACAAAGAACUGUGCAGGAACAUGUCGAGUUAUCUCUCCCUUGCUGCAAUUAGCAAAGCAGAUUUGCUGGCUGAGCACACAGAAACCAUUAUAAAAAGUGUCCUGCAAGGGAACGCAAUGUUGCUACGCGUAUUACCCUGCUUGUAUGAAAAGCAAUCGCAGCCAAUUAACAGCCACCUGAAGGAUCUGGUAUCGCUGAUGUCUCAUUUGGAGCAGCCUGAACAGCAGCACCUUUUACGGCUUUUGCUUAUAGUUGCAAAGAAAAAACAACCAGAGGUGCUCAAAGAAUGUAUCCCUACUCUCACUAGUCACCUAAGAGAUCCCCAUCACAAUGACCUCAUCCUAAAUAUACUGAUAGAAAUAUCGGACUAUGAACCAGAAGUAUUGACAGAUUUGCUUCCAAUACUGAAGGAGAUUGGGGAGAGUUUCCCAAGUCUGAUUGGACAAGCUGCAAAGAUCUAUGGAGCGGUUGGACAUGUUGAUGAGGAAAGAGCCAGGAUCUGCCUGAUCUACUUGGUUAAUCAGCUGGCCAACAUGGAACAUUCAUUUCACCAUAUUCUUCUGUUGGAGAUCAAGCACAUCACAGACACCUUCUCCAAUAUCCUGGGCAUCCAGAGCAGAGACAUUUAUCGUAUGAGCAACAGUUUCACAGCAAUAGCAAAACUUCUCAUCCAACAGCUGGAAAACGACGCCACCACUGAGAGCAGGGUAGAAGAUGUUGCUGAAACAGAAUCUCCUUCUCAGCUGGAUGACUUAAAAUCCACUAUGAAUGGGAAUGAAGACGAUGAAAAGCUUCAGGUUAAAAAACAAGCUUUUGAAGAGAAAAUAAACAUUGACAGCAGCACUCCUGGCUCUGUACGCCGGUAUAGUCUUGGCCAGGUUUCUAAAGAAGAAAGGAAGGACAUGAGGUUUAACAGGUCCAAAAGUCUAGCUUUGCAUGCUGUCCGUUUGAGGAGUGUUCAUUCUGACAAUGGACAAGAGAUGGAGAAUGGAGAUGUUACAGCCGGCAUCUCUUUCACAGAUAUCUAUCUGAGCCAAGAAGCCGACAAAUUGCCUUCCAGUGCAGACACUGAAGAGUCGCAGCUGGAACAGUCUUCACUUUCGCACCCAAGUAUCAAAUGUACAGAACCAGAGAAUCUGCCAGAACCCGUUAAAGAAAACUGCCAUGAAGGGAGCCCGAAGACAAUACAGAAUCCUGCCGAGUAUCAAGAUAAGCUUUACUUUCACUUAAAGGAAAAUCUCUCUAAAGUGAAAGCAUAUGUCAUGGAGAUGGGGAAGAAAAUUCCUCUCCCAGAUGAGUGUGUUAUUGAAGAUACCGUCAGAAGUUGUGUAGCAAAGUUGUUCUUCAGCUGUCCCCUGAAAGGACAUUACUGCCUGUACAGUAAAUCCAGUUUUACUCUCAUCAGUCAACAGCCUCAGCUUUGGAUCCACAUCAUGUUUCUCUUUCAGCAGCAGAGUUUGUUCCCAGAAGCUUUGUCCAUGCAAAAUAAUUCUGUACAAGCCUUGAAAGCGUUGUGGGAGAAAACCCAGCUGAAGGGAACACACAGCUUUGAAACUGCAAUGGUUCAGUCUACAUUUCCACACCAAAAGGAUCUGGACCAUGUGCGGAUACAUCUGGAAGAAGUGAGGUUCUUUGAUUUAUUUGGUUACAGCGAGGAAGCAGGGGCUUGGCAGUGCUUCAUGUGUAAUAACCCUGAAAAAGCAACAGUUGUCAAUCAAGAUGGCCAACCCUUAAUUGAAGGCAAGCUGAAAGAAAAGCAAGUUCGGUGGAAAUUCAUCAAAAGGUGGAAAACCCGCUAUUUCACGCUUGCUGGGAAUCAGCUUCUCUUUCGCAAAGGGAAAUCUAAAGAUGACCCAGACGACUGCCCCAUUGAGCUCAGCAAGGUCCAGAGUGUCAAAGUGGUGGCCAAGAAACGCAGGGAUCGCAGCCUCCCUCGGGCCUUUGAAAUAUUCACGGACAGUAAGACCUACGUUUUCAAGGCCAAAGAUGAGAAGAAUGCCGAGGAAUGGCUCCAGUGCAUUAACGUAGCAGUUGCCCAAGCGAAAGAAAGGGAGAGCAGGGAAGCAACCACCUAUUUGUAAGAACUCUGGGCCUGUUUAUAUGAUUCACAAGGCUAGCACACAUGAAUAUGUAAAAUAUCUCAUCGUCUGAGUCACGGAAGGAAAAAAAAGCCAGUAUCAGACCUCAUUGAUAAUAUUGCUCAAGCUGGGUGCCGUUGCAACAUCCCUUGUUUACGAGGAGUGGCACAGGGACUAAUGCAACUAAUGCCAUGUCCAUUAUAGUUGCUUCAGACUGACAAAUGCCCUUCCAAUCUCUCCACUUCUACAGUGGCUGCAUUCAGGCAGCACUUUAUUCUAUUUUCUCGACGUUUCCUCACCAGAACAUUUUUGUGUUUUAUUUGAUCAUUCACACACACUUCAGGAAAUCUAGCAGAAUCUAGUGGAAGUUCAACACUCGUUUCCACGUUAAUUGCUUCCAGGAAGAAAAAAUUUUAAAACCAUUUGCAACCUCGUUAACCCCUUGGAAAAACUGUGGGAGUCUUGUGCUGGAAUUUCACGGAUCCCACCACUGGCGCUCAUGUGAAAUGGUGGUGCUGUUCUGGCAUACUUUCAUCUCCCACCAUUUUCAUGGGGGAACAGAAGCAGGCAUGCUCAAAACGGAUGUGAUGCAUACAGUGGUGUUUGCUUUUGUGUUACGACACAGCCAUUGAUACGAAUGGAAUUUAGCACGGCAUGGUGAUAUAUCUGUCAAAAGGCUACAGUUCUGUAUGCAGCAGGUCAUGCAGCAUAAAAGAAAUGUUGGAAACAGGGACAGAAGCGCUAGCAUUACAACCAGAAAACGAUCACAAUAAUCCCCACAUCUGAGUGCACCCAGUGCUUGUUCGGGGGACCAAUGCAUUUCUGUGCAUGGAACGUACAUGGACACUACAGAAGCAACAUUUUGCUCCUUGGAUAAUACCUACAGAUGUAUAUAAGAUUGCCUUUGUCCUGAGUAUUGUUUAAGUAGCAUGCAAUAGAAAUCUGUUCAUGUGUGCAGAGUGACACAGUGCCUGGACCCUGCUUUCCAGGGGCAGUAUGAGGCCUUUAACUGUUUUACCAGCUCUGCCAACCAUGUCUUUCUUGAAGUGCACCCUGAUGAUAUUAAUGGCUCUUAUUAUCACCACCAUCUCAACAGCUGUUUAUGUAUCCACACAGCCUUUUUCGACUGACUUUGACUGCACUUUGGGUGGAUGUAGGACCACUCAAGGUGGGCUUUGUACAUGAACUCUGCUGUAUGUUUUGCCCUGACAUCACUGCAUGUAUCCUGCCUGCCUGCCACCUUCUGUGCCUCCAGCCUGCCACCACAAUAGCACCCAACACAAACUCACUAACAAGAUGGCGACAGGGUGGGGAGAUCUUCCCAGGCCACACCCGUCUGUACACAUUGGGCCGGAUUCAGCUAAGCCGUUCCAGCAGCAAAAGCCAGUGCUCGGACUCCCGGUAAUGCAACUGGGCUUUCUCCCCAUCAUGCGCCCCCUAAGCCUCCCCAAAAUUUUUCAAGAGGGCCGGGAGAACCCCCAGAACAGUGUGUAGGAGAAGCAGAAGGGAAGUGAUUCCAUCAGGCAAGCAGAAAAUCUUGUACUGAUGGAACAAUCUCAUCGGGGCUCUAUUGAAUUCCACCCAUUGAUUGAAAUUGGGCCCAGAAUGUUUUGAGGAUAGUCACAGGCAUGUGAGGAACAGAGAUUGUAGAUUAUGAAAACACUGGAGGUCAACAGGAUUUUCUGUCCAUCUGUCUUACCCACUGGGGUAUGUAAAGGAGAGUAAAUUCUUUCAAGCCAGUACAACGCAGGAAUUAAAACCUUUGCUGAAC